AUGGCAUCGAAAUGUAGAUUCAACAGCAGUUCUACGCUCAGCAAGUGCGGCGGGAGACAUCUACAUGUUCGACCUACCCGCCAAAAACUCAUAUUGUCCCCUCAAUGCCGACAUUUCACAGCUCCUUCAACUCUCUCAUCUCCUGGAGAAUCCAGCUGGGCGCGAAAACCCCCAGUGCCCUUCUUCACGAGCAACCAAUCGCUGAGCGGGUCUUACACCACAUACAAAGUCCAACAUCUACGCUCCCAGACCCUUUCUCAGCACCGUCUGAACCACGGAGAGCGAGAAUGGCCACCAAGCGUGUCCCUCGAACACUAUAAACCCAUCCCACCGCUCACACUCGGCACGACGCUCAAAGUGUAUGCGCAACUGUCCAAGGCGCGGUUAACCGUACUCGUCGUUCUUACUGCAAUGUCUGGCGUUGCACUCUCCCCUUUACCAGUCGGAUUGCCUGUUCUCCUCGGAACAGCACUCGGCACGACGCUGUGCUCUGCCGCGGCGAAUACAUUCAACCAGAUAUCAGAGGUGCCGUUUGAUGCCCAAAUGGCUCGUACACGCAAUAGACCACUAGUACGAAAAGCCAUCUCGCCGUUCCAUGCCGCAUGUUUCGGUGCCGCUACUGGCAUCGCUGGUCCAGCGAUCCUAUUAGCCUAUGCGGGACCAGUGACGGCAGCACUAGGGCUAGGGAAUAUCUUCUCUACUCUGGACUCUACACCGCGCUCAAGCGGCGGAGUGUAG
Messenger RNA from Serendipita indica DSM 11827, 738 nucleotides. The record is from the annotation of a GenBank genome assembly. Lineage: Eukaryota; Fungi; Basidiomycota; Agaricomycetes; Sebacinales; Serendipitaceae.